CGUACGUGUAUGGCUGAUUCAUUUUGUUGUGCAGUGGAGGCUAACACAACAUUGUAAAGCAACCAUACUCCAAUGAAAAUUAAUAAUAAUAAAAAAGAAAUAGGAAAAAAAUAUUAAAGAUACAAUUUUGACAUAUUAAUAUAUAUAUAUUUCUUUACUAUCCCAGCAAAUAACAAGAUAUAGCAGCAGGUCUAAUAAUCACCAUAAUUUUGAAAUAGUAAUGAAUUUAAUGAUCUUUUAAGAUAUUGGCAAUAGCUAUAAUGUGAUAUGAAAAUAUGUUUGAUAUGUGCUGGUGACAAAGUCACUGGUACUACUAAUAAGACUGUGGUUUGUUGACUACAUUCAGUAACAACAAAAAAAAAUAAAGGCAUAAUUUUUUCCCAUCAAGGUCCCAGAACCCCCUGGAUUCUAUCCCCAGGACCCAAGGUUAGGAAACCUUGCACCACAGACUCCACUUAUCAGCAUAAAAGAUGUAAGAAAUAUAUUUCAUUGGUGAAAUGAAUUGCUUUCAAAAUACGUGAAGUGGCUAGAAAUAUUGUCCAGGUGCUUCCAUCCUUGCAUGAUCAGAAUAUAAAAAUCUGGCAAGCAAACCCAACAGCUCAGUACUCUUUGGAGUGGCAUUCUAGGCCUCAGACUCUGUGUGGUUCUGUAUCCCACUACAUGAUAGCCAGCCUGCCAGAUGGUCCCCAGUGAUUCUUUCCUUGUGUAGUUACUCCCUUCCCACACUGAAUAGGGAAGAAUGUAACCACUGUAACGUAACUGGUAGAAUAUUAUGGAAAUGACCUAAUGUGACUCCCAAGGCUGGGUCAGAAAAGACAUUACAGCUUCUGUCUUGCUCUGUCUUGGAUCAUUGCUCUGAGCUUGCACGUUAUGAGAAAUGGAGGGCCAUGUGUUGAGGAACUGAGAUCUGCCAACAACUAACACUAGCUUGCUAGGCAUAUGAGUGAACCACCUUGGAAGAAGAUCCCCGGGCCCAUUCAAGCCUUUAGAUGACUGCAACCCUAGCCAACAUCUUGACUGCAACCUCACGAGAGACUCCCAGCCAGAAGCAGCCAACAAAGCUGAUCCUGGAUUCCUGACACACAGAAACUAUAUGAUAUAAUCAAUGUUUGUUGUUAAGGCACUAAUUUUGGGGUUAAUUUGUAGCACAGCAAUAGAUAACUAAUAUAUAUCACUUAAUGGAAGAUUUUCCUGCUCCACCCAGAAGAUAGGUUGAUCCCGUUACCAUAUUAUUAGGCCAUCUGUUUCAGGUAAAUCUUUCAUGCAAGCAGCUUGCUGGAGUUCCUAAAGGUCAGACAGAGAGUAUGUAUUGAUACUUCACCCAAUUUACAAGAAGAGGCUAUGUGACUGUUUUGACCCCUGAUUGCUAAUAACUGCAUGUGUCAGAAUUUAGUCUGACAGUUACCUUCACUGUAAUGUUCUACCUAGUAAGGAGGUUGUGGGAGAGGCGACCUAUAGCCCUCACUUACCUCUAAUCUUUAGAGGCUCCCUAAAUCUACCAAAAACAAUGGGUUUAGGUCUAUUUGCAUCACAUUUGCAAAGGCCUGCAAGACCCUAGAUAAUCUGACUUUUACCUACCUCUCUGAACUCAUUUCUUACCCCAUCCUCUCACUUGUCUCUAGAAACACUGGCUGUAUUCAUUUGUUAGGGCUGCCAUAACAAAUUACCACACACUGAGUGGCUUCAACAGAAAGAAGUUUGUUGUCUCACACUUCCGGAGGCUAGAAGUCCCAGUUCAAGAUGUUGACAGGGACUUUUCCUUCUCAGAGCUGUGAAGAAUCUGUUCCAUGCCUGUCCGCUAGCUUCUGAUGGUUUGCUAGCAAUCUUGGGUAUUCCUUGGCUUAUAGAACCAUCACCCUGAUCUCUGCUUUCAUCUUCACAUGGUGUUCUCCCUGUGUGCAUGUAUGUGUUCAAAUUUCCUCCCUUUAUAAUGACACUAGUCAUAUUAAAAGCCCACCCUACUCCAGUAUGACUUCAUCUUAAUGAAUUACAUCCAAAUAAGGUUGCUUUCUAGGGUACUGGGGGUUCUGCAUACAAUUUUUUUUUUUGGCCACGCCACAGGGCUUGUGGGAUCUUAGUUCCCUGACCAGGGAUUGAACCUGGGCCCUCGGCAGUGAAAGUGCUGAGUCCUAACCACUGGACCGCCAGGGAAUUCCCCUGCAUAUGAAUUUUAGAGGAGACACAAUUCAACCCAUAACACUGGGCUUCUUGCUGUUCCUCUAGCACACCAAGCUCAUUUCCACCUCAGGUCCUUUAUAUGUAUUAGUUCUCCCUCUAGAACGCCAAAGAAGCAUGACUGUUCCCUUCUCAGAAUACAAGUGUCAUAUGUCAACUACUCAAAGAAGUCUUCCCUGAUCAUCCUAUCUAAAAUAGCCCCUCCACCACACACAUCAUGGUCUAUUCCCUUCCCUGUUUCAAUUUUCUUCAUAGCACUCCUCAUUACCUGAAGUACAUUUCUUUUUAUUUGUUUUUAAUCUGUCUCUCCCACCAAAAUAUAAGUUCCAUAAGGACAGGGAGCUUGUAUAUCUUAUUUACUGCCGUAUCAUCAGCUCCUAACACAGUGCCUGUUAGAGAGUAAGUAUUUAAUAAAUGUUUGUUGAGUGAACAUUGAAUGAGCAAAUGCUUACUUUGUUGAUUCCCUGAUUUAGUCUCUGGAAAGCCCAGUAGAAUCAAGUUUUCCCUGAGAAAAUGGAACUUACCCCAAACUCCUCAAGAUAUUCAUUUUCCCCCUUGGAAAUGAACUAAUUUAUAAUCCAAUUAUAAAACAGUAAAAUAAUAUUCCUCGUCUCCCCCAAAGUUACCUGUUUUUCCUCUCUUUAUACUACCAGGAAGCCACCUGAGGGUAGCAAAAAAUCAGAGUGAAGAGAGGUCAGUUCCAAGGCAGAGGCACAUUUUCAAUCUUUCCUCAAAGCUUGUCUGCCACCUGCUCUGUCUCCAGCCUGGCUAGUUUUUUUCCCUUCUGGUAGGCGCACAUUAACGGGCCUAGCUGGACUACCUAUUAGGAAAAAUAGGGGAUCCCUUUUCAUUGAAUCAGCUUGCUCAGAAAAGGCCAAGGACCUAAGCUGAGUUCCAAUUGAGAUUUCUAAAUGUAAGAGCCUUAAGUUGGAGCAAUGACUAUAUUUUGUUCUUUUUUUUUUUUUAAGAGCAGUCCGCUUUGAGAUCUAACCUGCCACCUACCUCCCAGCUCUCAGGUGCUAAGAUAAAGUGGUAGCUAAACAAAGUCUCUAGGCGUUUUAUGAUUUUUGUUUGUUUUCAUAUUUCCUUAACAAUCAAAAGAAGGGCUCCAACCCGGAAUCUUGAUGUUUAUUUCACCUAAACUGAGGCUUUUCCUGUAAUAAAAAAAAAGGAGGAUUGUGUGUGGUUUGCGAUCCGGGAAGAUUCAAGCAAGGGGGGAAGGAAGGAAGUUUAGUUUCUAAACCAUUUCUUAAAGGACAAAUCUUUGUUAAAUAAAGGAAUCUAAUUAAACCAUUUUGUGAGAUCAAUUCCCAACUUUUUUUCCAUUUAAUCUUUCUCCCAACCUGCUUAAGUGUUUGAGCCCUUGUGAGUUGCAGACUCUGUAAGAGCAACACUUCUCAAAUUUAAUGUGCACAUGAAUCACCUGGUGAUCCUGUUAAAUGAAAAUUCUGAUUCAGUAGGUAUGGAGAGGGCAUUAUAGGCGGAUCAAGUGGGUCUUCUGGCAUUCACUUUGGCUUCAGUCCACCUCCAAACACCCAAUGCACCCCUGUUUUCCAAAGUCCUCUGCUACAGUACCCCAUUCUAACUACUCCUUAUUGCCAGAUGCCCCAGGAAUCUGUUAUAGGUCCCCUUCUCUCUGGAUCCUGCCUUCUGUGAAAAUAUGAGUUACAGGUCAUAGUGGGUUGUUUUGUCACUUCCCUCUCUCUCCUUAGAGCAGAGGCCUCAUCCCCCACCCCCACCCCUCCAUCAGUACAAGAUAACAAUGGAAUUUAAUUAUAGCCUCUGGGAGCAUAGCUUUUUAAUUCCAAUGGUAAGAAUUUCCUACCCUAUGACAGACUAAUGAAAAGGCUGUUUUUUAGUGGGGUGGGGAAGAGGAAUGUCAUUUUGAAUUUCUCAAAAAAUUAUACAACAUAGGAGACUGCCUGCCUGACUUACUUAUACUUUCUCCUCUACCUCUCAUCUGCCUUGGUCUCAUUAAAGGCAACAUUUUCUUAUUUUAGAAGUGGAACCAUGAAUCUGUCAUAUUUCCAUCCAUUUCAUAUUUAUGUACAAAGAGUUGCAAUUCCAUAGCAAGACAAGCAACAGAGAUCUGAGUGAAGGUUUCCCUGUUGAUGACAGUACAUUAUUUGGUGUGUACAGAAGGUAAAAGGAUCCUGAUACUAUUUGACCAAUAUUUCACCCAAUAAUUUUUCUAUAAUUUCCUCAUUUAGGUAGAAUUGAAACUAGUUAGGUAAAACUACUUAUUUAAGCUUUCAACCCACAGCACAAAAUACUUUAUAGGGCAGCCUAUUCUCAUGCUCAUUUUUUUAACGUCUUUAUUGGAGUAUAAUUGCUUUACAAUGGUGUGUUAGUUUCUGCUUUAUUACAAAGUGAAUCAGUUAUACAUAUAUUGCCUCCUCCCAUGGACACACCAAAAUUACAAUUAUUUACAGAGAAAUUAUUGAUUAGAAGAACAAAAGACUAGCAGAAAAGAUCUUCUACAAUUAAAGAUAUAGAGAAGGAACCAUAAUGAGAUGGGACAAAAGAUGAAACAUCAAGAAAAAGAAAGAGAAGAAAAAAUGAAAGAAACAAGUUCAUACUAUCACCUUUCCAAGAGGGGCUGAAGCCAGGUUGAAAUUUUGAUUUCCAAAACUUAGUCUUUUGGUGUAAGGUGGCCAAACAAGGAUGCAGACGUCUUUCCCACCAUGUCAAAACUCCUGAAACCAAUCUCCACAUCCUCUGUAACCACACAAUAAAGACUUGGGAAAUCACACCAGAAAGAAAGGAAGGAAGGAAGGCCAGAAACUAGACUAGGCACCUCUCAAAGAAGAAAACUCACUCAAAUGGCCAACAGUUGAAUUAAAAGAUGCUCAACUGGGAGUUCCCUGGUGGCCUAGUGGUUAGGAUUCCAGGCUUUCAAUGCCAUGGCCCGGGUUCAAUCCCUGCUCUGGGAACUGAGAUCCCGCAAACUGUGGGAACUACAUGUGCCAACAUGUAUGAAUCUCAGAGACACAAUGUUGAGUGAAAGAAGCAAAUCACAGAAGCAUAUAUACAUACAAACAGUUAGAUUCCAUUUACUUAGAGGUUCAACAACAGGAAAAACUAAACAAUAUGUUGUUUAGGAAUGCAUUUAGUUAGUAAAACUGUAGAGAAAAACAGGGCAAUGAUUACUCCAAAUUUCAGGAUAGUAGUUACAUCUGAUGGGGGAGAGACUGGGGAAGAAGGGAAAUCGUGAUCACAGAGGGACACAGAGAGGACUUUAAGAUACUGGAAGUAAAUAUUCAAUUUUUUAAACCUGGCUACUGAGUACAUAGUUAUUCAUUCCUUAAAAUUAUUUUUUAAAUUACAUAUAUAUGUUUUAUAUAUUCUUCUGUGUAUAUUUCACCAUUUUAGAAAAGGAAAAAUAUCAGUGCUCAGAACUGAACACACAACUCUAGCUAAUCCAUCAUACUAGAAUACAAUCACCUCUCUCGUUUGGAAUACUUUGCCUCUGUUUUUUUUGAACCGAGGUGUUCAUUUGUACCUGCUAAAUUUUCUUUUAUUUUAUGUGGCCAUUCUUUUCACUUGUCCUUCCAACCAGUCAAGCGCUCCCCAGAGCCAGAUCAUCUUCCAGGAGAACUGGUAAACAAAGUUUCUGAGCUAGCCAGGCUGAGGUCCAAAUUGCAGCAGGCAGCUGCAGCAGCUCUUCUGAAAGCCCACCUUAAAGCAGCUUCCUUAACAUGCGUGCGUUCUGCCCUGCUUUUCCUGAGAUCAUCUGUUUAUAGCCUCAGCCUAAAAUCUUCCUUAUGAGAAACCUUAGCGAAUGUCUUAUCAAGGAAGACAAUGCCCCACAUUAAAUCAUGUUGAUAAGUUGAUGGGAGAGAACAUUCUCACCCAAGAAGAUUGUUAUUUCCUGAAGGGAUAAAACCCCACCAGGGAAAACACCUGUGGUACUUAUAGGUAGGGCUGGUCUACCAAAGCUGAUAACAUAGUUCUGACCAGAGGAGGAAGGCAGAGUGCAUGUAUUCAUUCCUGAAAGCUUUGUGGGUAGGUGUGCAUCUUUCACAUAUUAAAGAUUCACAGUCCCUGAGCUGGACAGAGGUGCCAAUCCUGAAGAAUCUCUCCAGAAUCCAAGUUGCUGAAUCUUCGCUGCUGCCUACAGAGGCUCCAAACCACCACUUGACAAUGGGAAACUGGGUGGUUAACCAUUGGUUCUCAGUUUUGUUUCUGGCUGCUUGGUUGGGGCUGAAUGUUUUCCUGUUUGUGCAUGCCUUCCUGUCAUUUGAGAGUAACAAGUACUACUACACAAGACAAAUCCUGGGGUUGGCAUUGGCCUGGGCCCAAGCCUCUGCUUGCAGCUUGCAUUUUAACAGCAUGCUGAUCCUGCUUCCCGUGUGUCAAAAUGUGCUGUCCUUCCUGAGAGGCACCUGCUCGUUUUGUAGGCGCACCCUGGGAAAGCAACUGGAUCACAACCUCACCUUCCACAAGCUGGUGGCAUAUAUAAUCUGCCUACUGGCUAUUCACAUCACCACACACCUGUUUAACUUUGAACGAUAUAGCAGAAGCCGACAGGCCACAGAUGGAUCCCUUGCUUCCAUUCUCUCCAACCUAUCUCAUCAGGAGAAAGAUUCUUGGCUAAAUCCCAUCCAGUCCUCAAACACGACAAUGGAGUAUGUGACAUUCACCCACAUUGCUGGUGUCACUGGAGUGAUCAUCACAAUAGCUCUAGUUCUCAUGGUGACUUUAGCUAUGGAAUUUAUCCACAAGAGUUAUUCUGAGGUCUUCUGGUAUACACACCAUAUUUUUAUCAUGUACUUCAUUGGCUUAGGGAUUCAUGGCCUUGGUGGACUUGUCCGGGAUCAAACAGAAAAGAACAUGGAUGAGAAUCAUCCUCACAAGUGUGCAGAGUUUUCUGAGAAGUGGAACGAUCCUGACUCCCACUGCAAGGCUCCCCAAUUUGAAGGGCUCCCUGCUGAGUCUUGGAAGUGGAUCCUUAUACCAGUCAUUAUUUACAUCUUUGAAAGGAUCCUCUGAUUUUAUCGCUCCCAGCAGAAGGUUGUGAUUACCAAGGUGGUCAUGUACCCAUCCAAAGUUUUGGAAUUGCAGAUGCACAAAAAUGGCUUCAGCAUGGAAGUGGGACAGUAUAUUUUUGUUAGUUGCCCCUCAAUCUCUUACCUGGAGUGGCAUCCCUUUACCCUGACCUCUGCUCCAGAAGAAGACUUAUUUUCCAUUCAUAUCUGAGCAGUGGGGGACUGGACAGAAAAUCUCAUAAGGGCUUUUGAACAACAGAAUUCACCAGUUCCCAGGACCAAGGUGGAUGGUCCCUUUGGCACUGUCAGUGAGGAUGUCUUCCAGUAUGAAGUGGCUGUGUUGGUCGGAGCAGGAAUUGGGGUCACCCCCUUUGCUUCCAUCUUGAAAUCCAUCUGGUACAAAUUCUGGAAUGCAAAUCACAACCUCAAAACACAAACGGCUGGUCAUGCAGCAUUAAGCUUUGACAAGGCCACUGAUAUCCUGACAGGUCUGAAACAGAAAACCUCCUUUGGGAGACCUAUGUGGGACAAUGAGUUUUCUACAAUAGCUACCACCCACCCCAAGUCGGCGGUGGGAGUCUUCCUAUGUGGUCCUCAGACUUUGGCAAAGAGCCUGUGCAAAUGCUGUCAUCAGUACUCCAGCCUGGAUCCUAGGAAGGUUCAAUUCUACUUCAACAAUGAAAAUUUCUGAAUUAUAAGAAUAAGGAUGGUAAUCUGCAUUUAGCCUCUGUAUCUUCAACAAUUUACUUGGCCUGGUCAGGUUUGGGCAACCACUUAAGGACAAUAACAUGUUUCUUUCAAGCCUUGACUCUCUGGUAUUCUUUUUUGAUUGGACUCAACUUCGUCAUCACUGAGCUUCAUGGACCUAAGAACUUCAGAAGUCACAAUAAUUGCAAAGCCCAUGGAUCCUUUCUCGGGAAAACAACUGUAAAUCCUUCUGGAAUGCCAUGAUUGAAGCAAGGCUUGAUAGGAGACGUGGUUGACAGUUACACAAUUUAACUCCAGGUGAUUUUGUUGAUUCCAAGUGUUACUGUCUCCUGGACUCUGGGUCACAUUCUCCUCUCCCUCCCACCCACAAAGAAGAUUUCUAAGUAGGGUGAUUUUUUAAAUAAAAAUUUAUUAAAGAAUUAAUGACAAAACAUAAUAAUAAGCAUAAAUAGUAAAACAACGAACAUAGAAUUACCAAGAACCCAAUACCUAUAUAACACUAUGUACAUUCUUACUGUUAAACAUGGUCUUAUCCAG
Molecule: messenger RNA, 8408 nt
Organism: Delphinapterus leucas (beluga whale)
Lineage: Eukaryota; Metazoa; Chordata; Mammalia; Artiodactyla; Monodontidae
Source: RefSeq, a predicted model, not a curated record